Messenger RNA from Candidula unifasciata, 1104 nucleotides. The record is from the annotation of a GenBank genome assembly. Lineage: Eukaryota; Metazoa; Mollusca; Gastropoda; Stylommatophora; Geomitridae.
AAUGUCACUGUGACCUGUGAGAAAGGGAAAUACCCUCCAGAUCCAAAAACCCAAGUUGGGACAUUUAUAAUCAACCUUGACCUGCCUCCAGAACAGAGAUGGACCAAUCUUGCCAAAGUCAUGGCUCCAAAGAUCCAGCUGCUUCUGGACAGCUUCAAACAGUACGUCAGGGACUGGACCAAGGCUGCAGAUUUCAUCAUUCAUUUUGUGGAUACCAAGGGUGGAUCCUUGGAUGGAACUCUUCCUUACCCAUUUGCUGGUGAAAUCAAAGGCUUUGCUCAAGACAGUGGCAUUAAUCUUGGUGAGAUGUUGCUGUACAAUAUCUUCUAUGAGCUGUUCACCUUGUGCACAUCCAUUGUUGCUGAAGACCCUAGUGGAGCACUUUAUCAUGGCAGAAACCUCGACUUUGGACUUUUUCUAGGCUGGGACAUCAAGAAUGCAACCUGGGCAAUCACAGAGAUACUGCGCCCACUUAUCGUCAAUUUGGACUGGCAGAGGGGAGGACAGACAGUCUUCAAAUCUGUUAACUUUGCUGGCUACAUUGGUGUAUUGACCGCUAUUAAGCCUAAACUGUUUACUCUGACAGUGAAUGAGCGGUUUAACAUUGAUGGUGGUUUUAUUGGUGUCAUCAAAUGGUUGCUUGGUGACCAUAAUGAAACAUGGAUGAGUUUUCUGACACGGAGUGUGAUGGAGAAUGCCACCAGUUUCCAAGAUGCAAAAACCAGACUAGAAAAGACGGUCAUGCUUGCUCCUGCAUAUUUUAUACUGGGUGGCAAUAGUUCUGGCCAGGGUGCUGUAAUAACCAGGUCACGUGAAGCUGCCAUUGAUGUGUGGGAAAUGAGAAAUGCUUCAGGCUGGUACAUCCUGGAAACAAACUAUGAUCACUGGAAAGCUCCCCUGAUUGUUGACGAUCGUAGAGGACCUGCCCAUAAAUGUAUGGGUCAGAUGGGACAGCAGAAUGUUGGUUUUGCUGGGAUAUUUAAUGUCUUGUCGUCUCAGCCAGUCCUCAAUAAGUUAACAACAUACACGGCGCUGAUGCAUGUAGCUUCAGGAAAUCUGAUCACGUACAUCCAGACAUGCAAGGAUCCGUGUGCUCCAUGGUAG